Lingula anatina is the source of this 794-nucleotide messenger RNA. Its product is annotated as cyclic nucleotide-gated channel beta-3. Gene Ontology annotation, molecular function: intracellularly cAMP-activated cation channel activity; protein-containing complex binding; intracellularly cGMP-activated cation channel activity. Lineage: Eukaryota; Metazoa; Brachiopoda; Lingulata; Lingulida; Lingulidae. Gene Ontology annotation, biological process: monoatomic cation transmembrane transport. Gene Ontology annotation, cellular component: intracellular cyclic nucleotide activated cation channel complex; plasma membrane. The record is from RefSeq and is a predicted model, not a curated record.
CCUAUAACAUCGACGCUCUAUCCCUGCCUAAGACGCCGACCACGCUGAUCAGGUCCCGUACACCGUCUCACAGCCUGCAGUCCCCGAGAGCCCGCAGUAACAGCUGGCGCAGUAUGAGGUCUAACUGGAGCGAGCUGAUCCGCCUGGCCAAGGAGGGCUCUGACUCUGAGGACAGCGUAUUUGAGGCUGGUGAAGAACAGAGAGCGUCAGUGUCUGGGUUGAGUGAGGCACUCAGUGAGCGUCUGCACGAGCUGGUGGUGGCCUUCCAGUCCAGAACAGAGCGCACCAAAGAGAUGCUAGCACAGCAGGCGACACCCUCCUCUAGUCCCGGUCCGUUCUCUGAGUGCUCCAAUGCCUUAGAGGACUAUCCUCCAGUGGCUCGACGUCGUCUGGACUCGUUCAUUCCUGGCUCCCGACUGAGUGGCACCAGUCACACUGAGGACGUCCACGAGGCUCACGUGGUGUGUGGGCGGUGUCACGUGACGGUGCCCCGCUCUCUCUAUUGGCUCACCACAGGAAUCGAUCCGCAAUCAAAAAGUUACAUUAUUUGGCUGUUCCUGGUUACUCUGUGUUUCGUAUAUAACGUGUGGAGUAUUCCUCUGCGGGCUACGUUCCCAUACCAAACAGAAGAAAACCUCAGUUACUGGCUCAGCAUGGACUAUGCAUGUGAUAUCAUCUACGUCAUCGACAUCAUAUGUGUGAAAACCAGGAUCAAAUUUCUAAGAGAUGGACUUCUAGAGGUAGGUGCACGUCUCUGACUACAGGUACGGUCAAUUCUGUGUUCUAGUGUUCCU